This is a messenger RNA of Eucalyptus grandis, 1105 nucleotides long. Its product is annotated as ras-related protein Rab7. Lineage: Eukaryota; Viridiplantae; Streptophyta; Magnoliopsida; Myrtales; Myrtaceae. The record is from RefSeq and is a predicted model, not a curated record. The coding region runs from base 206 to 829 and encodes 207 amino acids. Gene Ontology annotation, cellular component: vacuolar membrane. Gene Ontology annotation, molecular function: GTPase activity; GTP binding. The transcript is spliced from 7 exons.
CAAAAAAUCCAAUUUGCUGAACACCAGAUAUAAGCUAAAAACAGAGCACCUCCAAAAAUUAAAACAAAGGUUCAAAAAUUUGGGAAGAUCCCCAAUCCGUUUCAAAUUCUCUCGAUCAAGGACCCCACGUUUUUCCUCCAAAUCCAAAACCCUAAUUCUCCGCAUCUCGAUCCGUCGCAGAUCUCUCCUCGCCGCCCUCCUCCCCAUGGCAUCUCGCAGGCGCAUGCUGCUCAAGGUCAUCAUCCUCGGCGACAGCGGGGUCGGGAAGACGUCUCUCAUGAACCAGUACGUCAACCGCAAGUUCAGUAACCAGUACAAGGCGACCAUUGGAGCUGAUUUCUUGACGAAGGAAGUUCAGUUUGAAGAUCGAUUGUUCACAUUGCAGAUAUGGGAUACUGCUGGGCAAGAAAGGUUCCAGAGUCUGGGUGUGGCUUUUUACCGAGGUGCAGACUGCUGCGUCCUUGUUUAUGAUGUGAAUGUCAUGAAAUCAUUUGAUAAUCUUAACAACUGGAGGGAAGAGUUUCUACUUCAGGCCAGCCCAUCAGACCCUGAAAACUUUCCAUUCGUCGUGUUGGGGAACAAGAUAGAUGUUGAUGGUGGUAAUAGUCGUGUGGUUUCUGAAAAGAAAGCAAAGGCUUGGUGUGCUUCUAAGGGAAACAUCCCUUAUUUCGAGACAUCUGCAAAAGAAGGAUUCAACGUGGAGGCUGCAUUUGAGUGUAUAGCUAAAAAUGCUUUGAAGAAUGAACCUGAAGAAGAAAUAUACCUUCCCGACACCAUUGACGUCACUGGUGGUGGACGGCAGCAGAGAUCUACUGGCUGUGAAUGUUGAAGAGAAUUAAUUGGCUACUCUUUCCUGGGAAUGGAAAUACAGUGGAACCGAUUUAUCGUGAUUCAUUGCUCAAUAACUAUUACGUAAGAGACUAAUGUAGGCGACCAGAUCAAACUCUCAUCAUGUAUCAUUAGUAGAUCAAGGAAGACUGUUCCUUGGUCUUAUCGGUUCCCUCUUCUAAUGUUAGUAGUUUACAAGUAUAAUUUGUUUGGACAUGUAUUCUUGGGUAUGAGUUUGCUUUGAAGUAUGUUAUUGGAUAUGCCUUUUUGGUGGAGC